AUGGAGGCUACAAGUCCCCCAGUCCGUUCCCAAACGAUCCCGCCUCCAGCUCAAUCUCACGACGAGACAUACUAUUACGAAGCCUAUGAACCUUCUCAGGAAGAGGCACUUGAAUUUCACAGACGAGCAAUUGAGGCAGAACGUCAAUUACAAGCACGUCAAUUACAGGAGCAGUCGAACACUGGUCCGGAUAAAACUAAAGGGGAGAAAGUUUUGGAUAACUCCAUCAAGGCAGCGAAUUGGCUGAUCUGGGGGGACGUCGGCGGGAAAGAAGUGAAAGAACAAAAGAAGAGGGAAAAGAAAGAGAAAAAGAGGAGGAAGAAGGAAGGGAUAGUUGAUAGUGAAGACGAGGAGAAGGAUAAGAAGUCAAAGAAAAAGAAGGAAGGCGAAGAAAGCGAGUUGAAGAAAAGGAAGAGAGACGACGAUGGUGUCGAGGAUGAUUGGCUUGUGGAAAUACUACAAGUGAUUGUAUAG
Orbilia oligospora ATCC 24927 is the source of this 474-nucleotide messenger RNA. RefSeq lists its product as uncharacterized. Bases 1 to 474 code for a protein of 157 amino acids. The record is from RefSeq and is a predicted model, not a curated record. The transcript has a single exon. NCBI's taxonomy places the organism in Eukaryota, Fungi, Ascomycota, Orbiliomycetes, Orbiliales, Orbiliaceae.